UAUAGUGUUCCUCGAAUUCUAUUUUGCGCGAUUUAACACUAUUUCUUUCGUCGUAAAAACACAAUAAAUGAUUGGUCGUUCAUUUUACCCACUCGCCUGUUAAGUGGAGAGACAGAAGGAGUCAUGGCAGGGACGCUGUCAUUCCCUGGAGACGGUGGCAGAAGUGCAUUUGAUUGGACCAGGGCGACGAUUUCCGCGCCACGCAGAGGAACAAACCGGGAGAAUGUGGACUAUAUCUGCUAGGAGGGAAACCAAGAACCUUAAAAAGAAAGCGAUGCUGCAAAAGGGAAGACAGGAACUGAUGCCAAGAAGCAGCAGCCCGGUCACUGUGUAUGUGGAGCUUCCAUGCAUUAUUGAGCAAGCUUUUUCAUCCGUAGCCUAUGACAAUGCAGCGCGCAUGGAGAGAGACACACUCGAAUCUCAGGUGAACGAUUCUGGUGUUGAUGAUCAAGAUUUUGGAGACUAUGCCAAGGACUUCAUUGCAGAUUCUCCUGCCAGUCUGGAGAACAGCCUCUCUCCAACUGCACUUGUUCCUUUUGAGGGCUGCAUCAUUCCUCCCUUGACUCCACAGAGGUUCUUCAGUCCAGAAGAGAGUCUGGGGGAUCAUUCUGCUGAAUACCCCCAAGUCCACUAUGAAGCACCCUGGAAAGUCAUCAGCCACUGCCAGGACAGGGUGUUCGAACAUUCCCUGGAGGUCAACCGGCAGCUUCAUGAGACGCUGCAACAAAGACAAGAGGAGAUCUACUCUCUCCAGGAGAGAAACAGUCACCUGAGACAACUUGCCAGCAGAGCCAAACAUCUGGCCUCUGUACUCGAGAAGCUGACAACGUCCACGGAGUCAAGUGUUGGCGAGCAGACAAGUCCCAGCAAACGCCGUCGGGUCACAGCAGGAUGUGAACCAGAGACGUCUGUCGAUGAUGUGGAGGACAUGCUGAGGGACAUCAGCACGCGCUGCAACGCUGUCCUCCACAGCACGUCAGGCGGAAAUAGACCGGAGCAGGAGGCGGAGUCUAUACGCAUGUUCGGAUCGUUCUCCGGCCUGCAGACUUGUGUUGGGAUGGUCAGCACCGUGAAGACAGAUGGAGAUGCUGCCGGAGAAGGCGUGUCUUCUUUUAAAACGUCCAUCAGAGAACAUGGGACCAUCAGGACUAAAGUGUUUCCACAUGGUCACGUCUUUACCUCCGGUACUCAACACGGCGGGUGCAGAUUCCGUUGGGUCCCCAACCAGAGCUAAGACCACAAAGACCCCAUCUUUACAGACUGUUGGUGUGUGUCCUCAGAUGAGGCCUGCUGAGAUGAGGGCAGCUUGUGGGUGGGCGACUAAUGCUUAACUUAUAAUCUGCGGCCAUAUCAGUAAAUGAUUACAUGAUGUCUUCCUCAGGUAGCAUGUAAGCUAAUCACUCAAGGGUGGUGUCCCAAAAAGGAAGCAGCACUGCCCAAUCUUUUGUUUACACUGUGUUUGUGUUUACAUGCCUUAAAUCAAAACUUGUAUUG
This is a messenger RNA of Synchiropus splendidus (mandarinfish), 1494 nucleotides long. Its product is annotated as multicilin. Bases 224 to 1234 code for a protein of 336 amino acids. The record is from RefSeq and is a predicted model, not a curated record. Gene Ontology annotation, cellular component: nucleus. Gene Ontology annotation, biological process: negative regulation of DNA replication; negative regulation of cell cycle. The transcript has 8 exons. NCBI's taxonomy places the organism in Eukaryota, Metazoa, Chordata, Actinopteri, Syngnathiformes, Callionymidae.